CUUGGUCCAUUCUUGUUUCGCUUUGGAUCUCCGAAGCCUGCUCCCCAAAGACGCUCCGAGCGGGUGCCCUCCCGCCCACCCACCCCCACCCCCCAUGUCUCCGAUUGCUCGCUGACACUCGGUUGCUGGACUUUUUUUUUUUUUUUUCUUCUGCUUGAGUCUUGCGGAGGAGACGGGGGCAGCUUGGCUGAGGGACUUGCCGGGGGUGACGACCCCGGGCUGUAGCCGUGGUCACUCCGCGCCUAGAGCGCAAUCCAGGAACCGGCGACGCGGUACACCCCAUUGGGGGUCUCGGGGCGGGAGCCCAGGACUCGUAGCGCUGCUCACUCCCUCGUCCAUGAACUGCAUGAAAGGCCCGCUGCACUCGGAGCACCGUGCAGUCGGGACCAAGCUGUUGGCCUCCUCCUCGUCCUCCUCCUGUCACCAUCCCCAGCCUCUAGCCAUGGCUUCGGUCCUGGCCCCGGGUCAGCCCCGCUCCCUGGAUUCCUCCAAGCACAGGCUAGAGGUGCACACCAUCUCCGACACCUCCAGCCCAGAGGCCACAGAGAAAGAUAAGAGCCAGCCGGGAAAGAAUGAGGACGUGGGCGCCGAGGACCCCUCCAAGAAGAAACGCCAACGGCGACAGAGGACUCACUUUACCAGCCAGCAGCUGCAGGAGCUAGAAGCCACCUUUCAAAGGAACCGCUACCCCGACAUGUCCACGCGCGAAGAAAUCGCAGUGUGGACUAAUCUCACGGAAGCCCGAGUCCGGGUUUGGUUUAAGAAUCGCCGGGCUAAGUGGAGAAAGCGAGAGCGCAACCAGCAGGCCGAGCUGUGCAAGAAUGGCUUCGGGCCCCAAUUCAACGGGCUCAUGCAGCCCUACGACGACAUGUACCCCGGCUACUCGUACAACAACUGGGCUGCCAAGGGCCUCACGUCCGCCUCUCUGUCCACCAAGAGCUUCCCCUUCUUCAACUCUAUGAACGUCAACCCCCUGUCGUCGCAGAGUAUGUUCUCCCCGCCCAAUUCCAUCUCGUCUAUGAGUAUGUCGUCCAGCAUGGUGCCCUCGGCGGUGACGGGGGUCCCGGGCUCCAGUCUCAAUAGCCUGAAUAACUUGAACAACCUGAGCAGCCCGUCGCUGAAUUCCGCCGUGCCGACACCCGCCUGUCCUUACGCGCCGCCAACUCCACCGUACGUUUAUAGGGACACGUGUAACUCGAGCCUGGCCAGCCUGAGACUGAAAGCCAAGCAGCAUUCGAGCUUUGGCUAUGCCAGCGUGCAGAACCCGGCGUCCAACCUGAGCGCUUGCCAGUACGCUGUGGACCGGCCGGUGUGAGCCUGAGCCGCGCGCCUGCGCGCUGAGCCGGGAGCCUAGGACUGUGCCGGGGGCAGCUCCGCCCUUGAAAAGACUUGGGACUACGCUACAAGGUCGUGCGCACUAAAGAAAGGCAGAGGGAAAGAGGAUAGAGGGAGGGGGAAGGAAACCACUGAUUUCAAGAGAGAGGGGGAGAGUUCCUUUGAUUUCAAAGGAAUGGCCUCAGUGUCUAACAUCUUUCACUCAAAAGUAUUUUCUUUCCAACAGUUGCAAGGACAUGUUACAGCAACAAAAUGUUUGACUGGAUAUGACAUUUUAACAUUACUAUAAGCUUGUUAUUUUUUAAGUUUAGCCUUGUUAACAUUAAAAUGACUGAAAGGAUGUAUAUAUAUAUGGAAAUGUCAAAUUAAUUUUAUAAAAGCAGUUGUUAGUAAUAUCACAACAGUGUUUUUAAAGGUUAGGCUUUAAAAUAAAGCAUGUUAUACAGAAACGAUUAGGUUUUUUUCGCUUGCGAGCAAGGGAAUGUAUAUACUAAAUGCCACACUGUAUGUUUCUAACCUAUUAUUAUUAUAAAAAUGUGUGAAUAUCAGUUUUAGAAUAGUUUCUCUGGUGGAUGCAAUGAUGUUUCUGAAACUGCUAUGUACAACCUACCCUGUGUAUAACAUUUCGUACAAUAUUAUUGUUUUACUUUUCAGCAAAUAUGAAAAAAUGUGUUUAUUUCAUGGGAGUAAAAUAUACUGCAUACAAA
Perognathus longimembris pacificus (Pacific pocket mouse) is the source of this 2042-nucleotide messenger RNA. RefSeq names its product paired like homeodomain 2 (gene Pitx2). Gene Ontology annotation, molecular function: RNA polymerase II cis-regulatory region sequence-specific DNA binding; DNA-binding transcription factor activity, RNA polymerase II-specific. NCBI's taxonomy places the organism in Eukaryota, Metazoa, Chordata, Mammalia, Rodentia, Heteromyidae. Gene Ontology annotation, cellular component: nucleus. Bases 338 to 1315 code for a protein of 325 amino acids. The record is from RefSeq and is a predicted model, not a curated record. The transcript has 3 exons. Gene Ontology annotation, biological process: regulation of transcription by RNA polymerase II; anatomical structure morphogenesis.